Messenger RNA from Zeugodacus cucurbitae (melon fly), 940 nucleotides. It is a transcript of the gene Gas41, whose product is annotated as YEATS domain-containing protein 4. The transcript is spliced from 2 exons. Bases 122 to 841 code for a protein of 239 amino acids. Gene Ontology annotation, biological process: regulation of DNA-templated transcription. NCBI's taxonomy places the organism in Eukaryota, Metazoa, Arthropoda, Insecta, Diptera, Tephritidae. The record is from RefSeq and is a predicted model, not a curated record.
AAUUUUGUUUUGUUUAGUAGUUUGACAACCUUUCGCGAAACAUUUUUUGAUUUUUUUUUCACGAUUAAAAACAAAAACCUUUAAUUGUAUGUGAAAAGGUUAAUUAAGGCACAUUGUAAACAUGAACAGCCUCAAUAUACCCACGGAUUUUGGUCCAGAUUCGGGUGGACGUGUAAAAGGUUUGGUAAUAGUUAAGCCUAUUGUAUAUGGAAAUAUUGCAAGAUCCUUUGGCAAAAAGAACGAAGAUGGACAUACACAUCAGUGGAAAGUAUAUGUAAAACCGUAUCACAAUGAAGAUAUGUCUGUUUAUGUAAAAAAGGUGCACUUUAAAUUACACGAAAGUUAUGCCAAUCCAAAUAGAAUUGUAACGAAGCCACCAUAUGAAAUUACCGAAACCGGUUGGGGUGAAUUUGAAGUAGUCAUCAAAAUAUAUUUCCACGAUCCGACCGAAAGGCCGGUAACUUGUUACCAUAUAUUGAAACUCUUCCAAAGUCCAGUGGUUGAUGGAGAGCUAUCAAGUACAAAUUUGGACAAUACUAAACGAAUGGGUGCCGCUAAUGUUCAUUUGGUAUCCGAGUCCUAUGAGGAAAUCGUUUUCCAAGAGCCCACACAGUUAAUGCAGCAUUUUCUCAUGAAUGUACAGCCGCUAACGAGUGGAUCAUACACCCAUGAUACCGAUUUUGAAACGAAAAAAGAGAAGACAUUGGAAAACAUUAUUGAUGUAAAAGGAAAAGUAAAAAGUGAAAUAAACUCACUGAAGGACAAAUUAAAAUUAGCACGAGAGACAAUAGCUAAGUUCAAAGCUGAACUUGCUAAAAUACAAAAGCCACCCACUUCAUAAAUAUACAAGUUAAGCUUUCAUAAAACAAAAUAUGGAACCCUAUGCAAUAUGCAAUUUUCUUGAACUUUAAAGAACUGAAAGUAAACUUAUGAAUAAAAA